Molecule: messenger RNA, 405 nt
Organism: Kuraishia capsulata CBS 1993
Lineage: Eukaryota; Fungi; Ascomycota; Pichiomycetes; Pichiales; Pichiaceae
Exons: 1
Coding region: 1-405 (134 amino acids)
Molecular function (GO): protein dimerization activity
Source: RefSeq, a predicted model, not a curated record
AUGAAUAGCGACUGGUUGUCCUAUGUCGACCUCGAGGACUAUGCUCCUCCCUCCCCGGUUUCCCCAGGGAUUGAAUACUCUCCUCCAUCACCAAGGCGUCGAUCAUCAACGCCCAAGAAACGGAAGCCUCGGAAGAGAUUGACCGAGUCCCAGAAACUAGCGCACAAUGCCAUUGAAAAGAGGUAUAGGGUUAACAUUAACGCAAAGAUCGUCAAUCUCCAGAAGCUGCUGCCUUAUGAAGUUCAACCCGAUCCAAAUUCUGAGACACCCAAACUAAACAAGUCCGCAGUAUUGGAUAGAGCUUCUGAGUACAUUCUCUCCCUGGAGCGCGAGAGGGAAGAUCUGAAGUUUUUGAACGAGCAUCUCCGUGCUGAGCUGGAGAUGCUGAGGAAUGAUAUUUUGUGA